Messenger RNA from Vollenhovia emeryi, 2716 nucleotides. RefSeq lists its product as uncharacterized. The record is from RefSeq and is a predicted model, not a curated record. Lineage: Eukaryota; Metazoa; Arthropoda; Insecta; Hymenoptera; Formicidae. The transcript is spliced from 2 exons. Bases 843 to 2660 code for a protein of 605 amino acids.
GAUAAGUAUAAUCGUAGAUAUACUGUGUUGCGAGGGUAACGGCAGCCACCGUACUUAGCAACGGGUUGAUAAAUUUUCGAUAAGCGUACUAUCACCGCAUGUUUAGGAAUUCGGGGGCUCGCUGCAACGCGGUCAGGGUUCCGAAAAUGUUGACCGGCCGGAGACAACGAGCGACUACCGGACCCAGCAGCAAUAGUCUAACGCGAGCACUUGAAAAGCGGCAGUCACAUUACUCGCCCGACCGUUACGUGUCACUUUGAACUUCGCGUGAAUUAAACCUAAGUGCAACUUGUGAUAAACGAGGGAAACCACGCUGGGAUGACUAGGGGUGUAAAAGCGGACGAAUAAACUGAGAAGAUUUCAAGGGAAAUAACCGUGCUAUCAAGUUUACCCUCCAACUAAACCUUCGAUCCCUUGACCACUCUCUGGCAUUUUCGUACCGGUUCCCGGUACAUGGAUCAGCGGACCAUCCCGUUGUGCUCGGAGCGGCACAACAAUUCUGGUGGCAGCGGUGGGAUUGUGAUUCGCCAUUCUGGGAGUCCACGAUUGUGAAGCCAACCCACGACAAGAAGGUCUGGUAAAAACAUAACGGGUGAAACGGCGUAAGGCAUCCCGAAGAGGAACAGCAAGGCCAGGUCCAGGACAUCGAAACCCGAUAGCCGUCAGAGAAACGGACAACAACACCGGAGCAGUGGUAACAGCGAUAACAGCGAAAGCAGCGUCAGCAGUGAUAGCAGAGCGACACCCGACAGAGAGUCAACGACAUCGGAGAACGUCCACGACACUCGGGCAGUGACCGCCAGCAGCCAGCGACACUGAAGCCAACGCGAACCUACCACAACAUGCAGUCGGAAAUGCAACAAGCGAGAGGAAUCACGCGACUAGUUAUCGUACUGUUACUCGCCAGUUACUGUGUGGCAAAAUUGGAAUCCAUCCUCGAUAACGUCCUGCAGUUUGAAAACGAGCCAGGAAUAUACUACGAGAAGAUAGGACAGCUACGGCAGACAGAGGGUACUUGGAAGUUAGUCUUCCGUAUUGAUGUUGCAUCACUGGACAUCCGACACGGACAUCUGAAAUACUGGCUGAGUUCGGCGGCGGUGUUAUGCAAGUAUUUGGAAACGGGCCCCCCUCAGAAAUUGUGUCUAAACACUACGCGAAUUUUCAUACGUAAAAACGAGAAAUUAACGCAGUUAUUAACACGCCUACAGACAUUGUACAGAAUAACGGAAAAUAAACACGAAUUAGUAAAUAUAGUAGAUACAACAGACAAAACGUUAUUUGGCACUGUGGAUGCUGACGACAAGCAACGGAUCAACGAACAACAAAAGCUAAUUGAACAAGAGCAGCUGAAGGAAGCUCAGCAACAUGCAAUGAGGCACCAGAUAAGAAUUAUUAACGGCACGAUUGGCCACAUGGGACUAUCGAAACAUGCAAGAAUCAACGAGGAAUUGAUAAUAAAUAAUUCUGAGACAAUAGAAAAUAAGCUGACAAAAAUAGUCCAGGAGGAUGUAAUAAACGUACACUUCGCAACGAUAAACGCAGCUAUUUCUGACUUGACAAACUGCGCCAAAGACGCUUUAGAAUACCUGUCCCACUCACGAGUCGGCGUUGUACUAAGUUAUCUGAUACCUCUCGAAAAUAUUAUAGCAGAGCUAAAGGAAGCAGCCGGAUAUCAGUCAGGAGGACUACAUUUCCCCUUCAAAGUACAAAUUGAACAAUGGAACACCAUCCAGAAAUAUCUAAAAAUAAGCGCCUAUUACGAUGCUCCCUACGUCUACUCCAUCCUCACCUUUCCUUUAGUUGCCUAUCCAGUGUACGAACUAUUGAAGAUUACACCCCUACCAAUACAUAGCCACGCGAACGUAUUUACGCUUUUGAAAACAACGCAUACCUUCUUAGCAAUACACAAAGAAAAUAAUCACUACACACCGUUGAGCGAGCACGACCUGAACAGAUGUAUACGCGAUAAUACAAAUUUUGUCUGCGACCAAGAGCAUCCGAUAUAUUACAUAAACGAGAACGCACCCUGCGAGAUGCAGGUCUACAUUCACUCGGCGAAAGGCGUGAAUGCGUGCGAAAAACGUCAGCUUUUAUCUAAUGUGACACUGUGGAUAGCAAUAACCGAGCCACAAGCGUGGCUAUAUUCGACUCCUACGCCAGUAAAAAUAACUAUCGAAUGUAACAACCGACAGAGUAAAGUAAUUGAAAUUAAACGUACGGGAAAGGUAAGAGUAAAUGAAACCUGUAAGAUAACGACACCUAGCAUGAUGCUGAAAACAAAACAACUAUCCGAAAUUAAAACCAUUCAGAUGUACAUUCCCAAAUACAAUCUUACAUUUCCUAACAAAACCAACGGAAAAAUCAGCAACACAAGAAAUUCUUUAAAAGAAGAACUAUUCAUUACUGACCUGAAGGAGCUAACUCGGCUAAGUGUGAGCCUAGACGAGGUAAAUCGGGAUUUAACGGAAUACCAACACAGCGUAUUUGCCACCAAUGAUAUUCUACUUUUAAUAUGCCUCGGCAUCGUAUUCAUAGUAAUUACCAUAGUAAUAUUAAUUACCAUACGAGUAGUAACAAAGAGAAGAAAGGUACAACUCCCAUUAGCCAAAGAUGAUACGAUCGGAGACAACGAGCGACGCUCGAGUCCAGCAACAACCUGAGCAGCCUAAAGCCCGUAUCAGACUACAGACUGAGAUUGAGAUUAGAUUGAAAAUUG